This is a messenger RNA of Nannospalax galili (Upper Galilee mountains blind mole rat), 2746 nucleotides long. It is a transcript of the gene Zbed1, whose product is annotated as zinc finger BED-type containing 1. NCBI's taxonomy places the organism in Eukaryota, Metazoa, Chordata, Mammalia, Rodentia, Spalacidae. Bases 432 to 2642 code for a protein of 736 amino acids. The record is from RefSeq and is a predicted model, not a curated record. Gene Ontology annotation, cellular component: nucleus. Gene Ontology annotation, biological process: regulation of transcription by RNA polymerase II. The transcript is spliced from 2 exons. Gene Ontology annotation, molecular function: protein dimerization activity; DNA binding.
GUCUGCGCGGAGGGCGGUUUGCACACGGCCCGGCCGCCAUGUCGGCUUUGUGGGCAGCGCUGCGCGUCUACGCCGUGGGCGCCGCGGUGCUGGUGGCUCAGUUGCUGCGUCGGUGCCGGGGGGGCUUCCCGGAGCCAGGAGCUUUUCCGGCCUGAGCCACAGCGGAGCCCGAGGCCAGGGCCCGGGAGCUGGUCCCGGAAGUGCCCCCGGCAAACCGGAAGCUGGCUGUCCUUCCCAUGUGUCUUCCUGCUCUUCGGGUGCUCUUCUCCCCUGAGCUGAGUCGGCAGCGAUGGAGCCCAAGGUCCGGGAAGUAGCAGCAGCGGGCCGGGAGCUGGCCCCGGAAGUGCCCCCGGCGGGCCGGAAGCUGGCUGUCCUCUGACCAGUCCGUCCUGCUUCUCAGGGGCCGUUUCCCGCUGAGCCACGCGACAGCCAUGGAGGACAAAGUCCCGGAAGUAGGGCCGGCGGACGGGAAGCCGAUCCCGGAAGCGGCCCCGGCAGACCGGAAACCGGCGGAGGCGAAGGCCUCCAAGGCCCCGGAAGCGGCCUCCGCCGACUGGAAGCCGGCCCCGGAAGUGCCCGCGGGGGACCGGAAGCUGGUGGCGCACCCGCGGGCCAAGAGCAAGGUGUGGAAGUACUUCGGCUUCGACUCGGACGCCGAGGGCUGCAUCGUGCAGUGGCGGAAGAUCUACUGCCGCGUGUGCCGGGCGCAGAUCGCCUACUCGGGAAACACGUCCAACCUGUCCUACCACCUGGAGAAGAACCACCCGGACCAGUACUGCGAGCUCGUGAGGAGCAACACCGAGCACAUGCGCGAGGCCUUCGCGUCCGCCUACAGCCGGCUCAAGCCGGACUCGGGCCCCGGCCCCUGCCGCUCCCCGCAGCCGCCGCCGUCGCCGCCCGACGCGUUCGCGCCUCCGCGGUCCAGCCUGGGCUACGACACCAAGCGUCACCGGGACAUCACCGCGGCCGUGCUGGGCGUCAUCUGCGAGGGGCUGUUUCCGGCGUCCGUGGUGGACGAGCCGACCUUCCGGGCCCUGCUGCGCGCCGCAGAGCCGCGCUACGAGCUCCCCGGCCGGAAGUACUUCCUGCAGGCCGUCCCGGAAAAGUACGCGCGGGUGCGGGACGCGGUGCGGAAGGAGCUGGGCGAGGCGGCCUGGUGCGGCGUCUCCGCCGACCUGUGGGCCAGCCCCAGCCACAACCGCACGUACGUCACGCUGGCGGUGCACCGGCUGGGCGUGACGUCACAGGGCGGCCUGGCGCUGACGUCGCGCUGCCUGAAGACGUUCGAGGUCCCCGACGACGACGACGCGGCCGAGACCGUCACGCGGGUGCUGUACGAGGUGUUCGUGGAGUGGGGCCUGGGCAGCAAGGUGUUCGCGGCCACCACGGACUUCCGGAAGGACCUGGUCCAGGCCUGCUCGCUGCUCGACGUCCCGGUGCACUUACCCUGCCUGGCCAGCACCCUGGACGCCGGCAUCCAGCAGGCCCUGCGGCUGCCCCGCCUGGCCGCGCUGCUGGCGCGCUGCCGGAAGCUGGUGCGCUACUUCCAGGGCUGCUCGGUGGCCCGCUGCUUGCUGUACGAGAAGCAGCGGCAGCACGGCCUGCCGCGGGGCAUGCUGGUGAGCGACCGAGUCCCCGGCUGGGGCAGCACCCUGCUCAUGCUGCGGCGCCUCAAGGAGCAGCAGUUCUGCGUGGCGGCCGUGCUCCUGGCGGACAGCAACAACCACCACCUGAUGCUCGAGGCCGCCGAGUACGGCACCCUGGACGCGCUCCUGGAGCUGCUGCAGCCGUUCCGGCAGGUGGCGGAGGUGCUGGGCUCCAAGUACCCCACCAUCAGCAUGGUCAAGCCGCUGCUCCACAUGCUGCUGAACACCACCCUGGUCGCCAAGGACACCGAGUGCACCGACAUCAGCACCGCCAAGGAGCUCAUCGCUCGGGAGCUGACCCGGAAGUACCGCGACCAGCCGGAAGUGGACAUGUUCCUGAACGUGGCCACCUUCCUGGACCCGCGCUACAAGCGGCUGCCCUUCCUGUCCGGCUUCGACAGGCAGCGGGUCGAACUCCGCGUCAUCGAGGAGGCCAAGGCCUUCCUGGACCGAGACGGCGACCGCGUCCGCUGCGCGAUGACCGAGUCCCCGGCGGACGGCGUCCCCGAGGACCCGCCGGCCAAGAGGUUCCACGCGGGCGCGUGCACCGAGCCCCCCGGCACCGCCAUCCACAGCAUGCUGGCCGAGAUCUUCUGCCCCGCCGGGGCAACCGAGGACCAGGAGGAAAACCACGCCCAGGUGGUGGAGGAACUCGGCAAUUUCAAGUCCCAGAAGGUGCUGGGACUGAGCCAAGACCCGCUCAAGUGGUGGUCGGACCGCCGGGCCCUGUUCCCGGUGCUCCCCCGGGUGCUGCAGAAGUACUGGUGCGUGGUCCCCACGCGCGUGGCCCCCGAGCGGCUCUUCGGGUCAGCGGCCCGGGUGGUCAGCGCCAAGCGGAACCGGCUGGCGCCGGCUCACGUGGACGAGCAGGUGUUCCUCUACGAGAACGCGCGGGCCGUGGGCGACCUCGAACCCGAGGACGAGGACGAGGGGGACUGGGGCCUCGGCCCGGACGGUGCGGGCUUCCUGGGGGCCAGAGACGCCGGCUUUCUGUAGGAUGUGCACCCGCCCUGCGGGGGGGGGGGGGAGGGAGGAGUCCUGCGUCCCGGAGGAGGGCGACUGUCCGAACGUCCUGGUGGGGGGAUGACUGUUCCAACUUC